AUGGGUUCACCGCGAAUUCAGAAUUUCAAACGGCAAACCGUAUUGCACAAGGGACAGAGAACUCGCCUCCCAGCUACUUAUGUCGCUCCAGAAGACGUCUCCAUUUGGGACAUCAUCCGCCCUAAUCUUGGCAAAGACUUCUCCAGAUUCACGGUGCCCGUCUUCAUGAAUGAACCGCUCAGCUUUCUCCAGAGACUCUCUGAAAACGUUCAAUAUAAUUAUUUACUCGAAAAAGCUGCAAAGUGUGAGGAUGAGUUGCAGCGAAUGGAGUAUGUUGCUGCAUUCGCUCUUGCAACUGUCUCAGCAAAUCAUAAAAGAAUGUCAAAGCCGUUUAACCCGCUACUCCUCGAAACUUUCGAGUUGGAGAGAAACGGCGUCCGCUUCCUAGCCGAACAAGUAUCCCAUCAUCCACCGAUUUCGGCUGUCUACGCAGAAUCCGACGAAUUUACGGUGGAGGGUACUGUUGAACCGACACUCAGUUUCUGGAUGACCAAAUUGAUUGCCAACCCGCACGCGCAUCUCAAAUUGACUUUUAAAAAAACCGGUGAGACGUACUCUUGGUGUGCGCCAAAGUGCGCCAUCUACAAUGUGAUAAUGGGCAAGAUGUACAUGAACUUUACAAGUCACAUGAAGAUCGAAUCAUCCGGAACGUACGACGCGGUCUUCUCGUUCGACAACAAAGGAUACUACAAUCAUAAAGGUGGAGAUGUUCACGUGGAGGGACACGUCUUCGAAGGGAAGAAUAAGAUCAAGGCGUUGUAUGGAAAUUGGACACUUUUCUUGGCUUCUUGUGAUCAAGACGACUUCAAACAUCAUCGAAAAGAGUAUGUGCAGAUGUUCAAUGAGAGUGUUCUGGAGAAAGAUCAGGGUCCGGUGAUCCCCGGUUCGAAGAUCCUUUGGACAGCUAACCAGAUUCCAAAACUUUUCGAUGAUCAAUUCCAUUUCACCAACUUCACACUGUCACUCAACGAAAUGUAUCCGGGAAUGAGUGACAAGUUGGCACCGACGGAUAGUCGUCGUCGGAAAGAUAUGAAGGCGUUGGAGGAUGGGAAGAACGAUGAGGCCGAGGAGUUUAAGCACAAGUAUGAGGAGGAGCAGAGGGAACGGAGAGCCAAUAAGACGGGCAAUGUGCCGAUGUGGUUCGCGAAAGACGACGAUGGUCACUGGAGCUACAAAGGUGACUACUGGGCACGCGAGUUCUCUAACUGUCUCGAUUUAUUCGAAUCCGGUGACAACAACAAUAGCACUCGCUCCAACUCGUCGUCUUCCUCGACGUCUUCUGCUGAUUAA
Messenger RNA from Caenorhabditis remanei, 1290 nucleotides. RefSeq lists its product as uncharacterized. Gene Ontology annotation, molecular function: sterol binding. The transcript has 8 exons. The record is from RefSeq and is a predicted model, not a curated record. Bases 1 to 1290 code for a protein of 429 amino acids. NCBI's taxonomy places the organism in Eukaryota, Metazoa, Nematoda, Chromadorea, Rhabditida, Rhabditidae. Gene Ontology annotation, cellular component: membrane; cytosol; intracellular membrane-bounded organelle.